Messenger RNA from Octopus bimaculoides (California two-spot octopus), 1398 nucleotides. RefSeq lists its product as uncharacterized. Lineage: Eukaryota; Metazoa; Mollusca; Cephalopoda; Octopoda; Octopodidae. The record is from RefSeq and is a predicted model, not a curated record.
ACGAUCAACAUGUACUGCCGAAGUGCAACGUUGGUCCUUGUCUUCAUCUUCUGUGCAGCGCCAGCGGUAUGGAGCGGUUAUGGAAGUUCAGGACAUAGCGGUGGCGGUGGUGGUGGCGGCAACGGUGGCGGCAACGGUGGUGGCAACGGUGGUGGCGGUGGUAGUUGGUCAGGAACUGGAGGAGGAAAUAAUCUCAAGUGUUAUGAUUGCCACAGUGGUUCCGCAAGUUAUACUUACCAAGACUGUCCGGUCAAUGGAAAUUUGAACGGCAACAAAUUAGCAACUGUUAACUGUGAUGGUUUGUGUUUCUCAAGAACGAGCAAAUGGGAGAAAGGUGUUAUCUACAGGGGAUGUUCAUCAGCUUUCCCCAAUUUACCGAGUCACCUGAAACCUGGAUGUAUCGAUUUUAACGGUGAAUCAUGGUGCAUGUGUUCGAACGAUCGUUGCAACACUGAUGACAUGGGCAGCUACAUACAUGGUGGUGGUGGCGGUGGUGGAAAUGGUGGUGGUGGAAAUGGCGGAGGCUCAUGGGGCGGUGGUGGAUCAUGGGGAGGUAAAAAUGGUAAUGGUGGAGGAGGGAAAGGUGGAAAUGAUGGAGGUGGAUCGGGCCUGGGUUCUCGAGGAUUUUCCAUGAGAUCGAGUAUGGAAUCCCAUCGUCUCUUAGUUGCCAGACGUGACUGGCCAGUGACGUUACGUAUCUCCUUUCGGAACUCUGAAGGAGGACCUGUAGUUGGAGAGACGUUGCUGGAAAGAGUUCCCGGAACAUCCAAUGUAUCACUGUGGGCGUGUGUUGUUGGUGCUGUACCUGCUGAUACUGUUGUUGUUGUUGCUGCUGCUGAUGCCAUUGUUGUUGCUGGAGCUGAGACUGCUGGUGUUGGCGUCGCUGGAAGUGGUGGUGGGGCGUCGGUAAUGGUAUCGCCACUGCCGGUUAUGGUUGAAGGCGCUGUUGUUAUUGUGAUCUUCGUCAUUAGUGGGAGAGUUACCAUUGCUGCUAGAGGUGUCAUUAGCUGUGGUUCUAUUGAUGCCUCUGUUAGGGCCAUUGUCGCUGCAGCUGCUGUUGUCAUUGCUGCCAUUAUUUCUGGCAGUGGCACUGGACCUGUUGCUGCUGCUAUAGGCGUUGUCAGGUCUGCUGCUGUGGACGUUAGGGAAGCUGUUGAUAAUGCUGGUGCUGAUGGCGAUGCUGCUGUUGUUGUUACUGCUGUCUUUGCCAUUGGGGGAACUGCCAAUGCUGUCACUGGUGCUGUUAUUGCUAUUGUAGCCAAUGUUGUUAACUGCAGCAAUGGUGGCGGUAUCGCUGUUGAGAAGGAGAAAGUCAUUCUCAGACUGGGGAGCAGACCUGAAUAUUUGCAACCAAAUGGAACUCCACUAAAGACAUCCAAGAACCAAGUCGUAGCAUAA